AUGAACCCUCUGGAAUUGGUGAAGAGAUGGAGUUGGGACUAUACCAAGGAGUCUGAAGAGAAAGAAGAGGCCUUUGACCCAAAAGUGCAUCUCGACUACACACCACCUUCAAAGAAAAUCACGCUGGAAGACUUGCUUUUGACGAGAAGUCCAACUGCAUCCCCCAUUGCAGGAACAGUACCAUUUCCUCUGUUGUCCCCUGAAGGAGUGAGAGCCUACCGAAGGGCACUGUUCCGAAAGAAUGUUAUUGAUAAAUGUGCAAGCUCCCCGUUCCCAGGGACUUUGGUCCUUCGGGAUGUAGUCAAGCAGUCAAAGUUCGUCAAUGACUUUUGGACGCACCCCGAAACUAUGAGAAUAGUCUCGGACGCGGUCAAUGUACCUUUGGAAAUUGUGAUGCCCACGGAAAUAGGACACACCAAUAUUCAAGUCGAGGGGAACACCAUCACGGAAAUGGCCAGUAAUCUCCGGGUUGAACCAUCACUGGAGAAGCUUGAGUUGAGUGCUGAAGACCGAUCUUAUGAUCCGUUGAAAGAUGCUAGUGCUAUCAUUCCGUGGCAUUACGACUCUUAUCCUUACGUUUGCGUCAUGAUGUUGAGUGAUACAGAGGGCAUGAUUGGAGGAGAGACUUAUGUUGAAAAAGGCGACGGAGAAUCUCAAAAGGUUGAGGGUCCUCAAAUCGGCCAUGCGGUGAUGCUUCAGGGUGGUGAAGUUAAACACCUAGCAGCUCGCGCAAAGGGCGUGAAAGAACGCAUAUCUACCAUCACCUCAUACCGAUCGAAGAUCCCAAAUAUAUACGACUCCAGCUACAUGACGAAUGUUCGACCCUACGCUAACAUGAACAUCUACCCAGAAUGGACCAAUUUUCGUCUGCGAAAAUUGAGAGACGAGCUUACCCUCUACCUUGAAAAGACACAGACAGAACAAGACCAUACUCAAGGAACAGAGGAGGUGCAAGAUCUCAUAAACAAUCAGAUCCAAUAUCUGCAACGAACUUCCCGCCAGAUGGUCAACUCUGAAUACUCGCAACGACUCGUGAAAGUAUAUGGGAAGCCCGCAUACUACGAUGCGCCCAGAAUCUGGCAAACUGUUCAAACAUUACCGACAUUUACGGAACUCGCAUCUUUUACAGACGACAAGCGAGAGUGGGGCCCAGAUACUGGAUAUUGGAUAGACUUGCAGAAAUCAAUGGAGAUAAUUCGUCAGGGCAAGCCUCUUCAAAGCAUUCUUGGAACCGGUGUAUGGGACCAAACGAAGAGAUAUUAUAUGGGAGAUGAGCUUUUACGACAAGGUCUCAACGAGGUUUUCCUUGAUUGGCUGGGAUGUACGGGAUUGUGGGAUUUAUAUUGCAAGAUUUAG
Molecule: messenger RNA, 1356 nt
Organism: Penicillium antarcticum
Lineage: Eukaryota; Fungi; Ascomycota; Eurotiomycetes; Eurotiales; Aspergillaceae
Exons: 4
Coding region: 1-1356 (451 amino acids)
Source: RefSeq, a predicted model, not a curated record